CUUAAUUAGAAUGUGUGAGUUUUAUGGUUUGUCCGCAUGUCCGCAUGCCCGCGUUCACCUAACCAAAUACCGCAAGUUUGUGGAGUCACGAGGAUUGGCGUACUGUAUGAGGUAUUUAUCGCAGCGGUUAUAUUUGAUUGGAUUGUUGUAUUGUACUUUACAAGUCAAGGCUGGAGAUUUAUCUUCUCCAUUCUCUCAUAAAGUACGUGGCAGUGAGGCGUCGAACUACGAAUAUAUAACAAUCCUACAACGAUGGCAAAAGGACAAUCACAGUGUUGUUUUUGUGUUCUAUCCAUUUUGAUUAUUUUUGGUGUUGGUUUGCUAAUCUCUGGUAUUGUCGUGGCCGUGUUAGGAUCGUUUACAGAACUUGUUGAUAAAGAAAUAAGGGAGGGAGUGCCAUUGAAAAAAGGCUCGACGAGUUUCAAAAACUGGAAAGAUCCUGAUGGCGAUUAUUUCAUUGAAUAUUAUCUUUUCAAUAUUACAAAUACAAGCACUGGUGAUCAGAAAAAACCACUCGUAAUCCAAGAGAUCGGUCCUUAUACGUACAGGAAAGUGGCGAAAACGAACGUUCAAGAGAGACUGGGUCAAACCUUGACCUACAACUCAACGACUCAUUAUCAAUAUGAUAAAUCUAGAUCUUGCUCCGGCUGUGACCCAAUGAAAGACAUAUUUACAACAGUAAAUUACCCGUUGCUAGUUGGCUUACGAGGAUUACAAGCUAAACUAGCCAAAACCAGUGGUAACGCCAGCAAAGAUUUAAUAGAAAGAUCUGUUGGAGGACUUGGAGCGUUAAAAAUUGAUAUUUUUCAGAGCCGAUCAGUGGAUGAAUUUUUGUGGGGAUAUCAAGAUCCAGCAUUUGCUCAAUUCUUUAAAGGAGAUCCAAAAAAAAGAUACGCCCUGCAGUUUAACAACAGUGAUAGUUACAUCUCAAAAAUUCACACUGGAGAACACGACGUUGACAGAGUAGCGGAGUAUCUGGAAUGGAAAGGAAAACCGGCACUACCAUAUUGGAACAGCAAAUACGCUAACAUGAUCAAUGGAACAGGUGGUACUAGAUUUAAACCUUUUGUUGAAAAAGAUGAUGAGUUAUACGCCCUUGUAACUGAGAUUUGCAGAUCACUGAAACUCACCUAUGAUUCGACUGUGACAGUUCAUGGUAUUGACCUCUACCGGUUCACUCCUCCGAAAGACGUUCUUGAAAGUGGUAACGUAAACCCAGAGAACAAAGGAUUUUGUGUGACUGGUUCUUCAAAGAAAUGCCUGCCUUCUGGUUUACUUGAUGUUCAGUCGUGUAAAGGUGGUGCAAAUAUAGCUCCUCCAUUUGUCGCGUCUACACCGCAUUUUUACAAUGCUGAACCUUAUCUCCAUGAAAUGUUCAAUUUAAUGCCAAAGAAAGAAAAACAUGCAACAUUUGUUGAUAUCGAAAAGAACACUGGAGUUACCAUGCAAGGCCAUAAACGACUUCAAGUGAGUUUCGCGGUUCAAAAGAGCUUGGAUAUAAAAACAAUACUGCAGAAUCCCACUUCACAGGAGUUCCUCUUUAUUCCCACAUUCUUCACAGACGACUAUGCCAGAAUAAGUGAAGAAGAUGCAGACGAUUUCAAGAAAAGUGUUCUUCUUCCUUUGCGAGUUGCUAAAGCCAUGCCAUAUGUAAUGAUUGGUCUUGGGGCAUUGCUGUUGAUCAUUGCUGUAAUUAUUACUCUCGUCCGACGCCGGAACAGGAGAAAAAUGAAUGGUGUUACUGAUAGAAAUCUCGGCAAAGAAAAUUAUUCAAUUUAGGAGGAUCUGUUCCAUGCCGGUACUUUUCAUCAAAGCUCGCAAUUUUGGUAAGAAAGUUCUUGGUGCGGCGACUUUGGAUAACAUUAAUAAUAUAAAAUUUGUUGUGUUGACAAUAAAUCCGAUGCUCUUCAUUCAUGCACUACUAAUUUCCGUGCGCCUACAUUCAGGGGGGUUGCAUUAAAUGAGUUAUAUGAGAAAUUUGUUUUGUCUUGAAACGAUGGAUCUUCCAUCAACGCAUACAGCUGAUACUGAAUAAAGCAUAUAAUCGGUAUUUCCCCGUUGCACUUAAUGUGCUUGGCAGCAGUGCUACAUCCAGUGCAUGUAUUAUAUAAGUCAAAAUAGAUUGCAUGCACUGCAGUACAAUUGUGAAUCCAUAUAUUAUACCUGCAUGUAUGAAUAACGAAAACAACGAUGCUUUUAUCAGUUAUGAUUUUCCAAAAACUGGUGUUAAAGAAGCGUUUUUUUUGUCCGACUAACUCGGGAAGAUAAUGAAUCUCUAUUGGUAGUACGGCUUCGAAAUUAGUGUUUGCGCCAUGAUAUCAGAUCGGGAUUUGGCUUCAAGUAAUUGCUGAAAAGUAUUGGUUUUAUUUUUAACACCGCAGAUAUAGUAAAUAAAGUAUUAAAAUUUCUACACAUAAAACACGGCUUUGGGGAACGGUCGUAAUAUUUAAUUUUUGAUCAUGAUUUUGUCUUGAUGUUGGUAACACAAAUUCGUUGAUCAUUAUAUAUAUAAAUAAUGUAGCUAAGAGGUAAAAAUUUCUUAUAUUUA
Dendronephthya gigantea is the source of this 2548-nucleotide messenger RNA. RefSeq names its product lysosome membrane protein 2-like. Gene Ontology annotation, molecular function: scavenger receptor activity. Gene Ontology annotation, cellular component: membrane; cytoplasm. The coding region runs from base 253 to 1779 and encodes 508 amino acids. The record is from RefSeq and is a predicted model, not a curated record. NCBI's taxonomy places the organism in Eukaryota, Metazoa, Cnidaria, Anthozoa, Malacalcyonacea, Nephtheidae. The transcript has 14 exons.